Messenger RNA from Myotis brandtii (Brandt's bat), 3205 nucleotides. RefSeq names its product ATPase family AAA domain-containing protein 3. The record is from RefSeq and is a predicted model, not a curated record. Lineage: Eukaryota; Metazoa; Chordata; Mammalia; Chiroptera; Vespertilionidae. Gene Ontology annotation, molecular function: ATP hydrolysis activity; ATP binding; zinc ion binding. Gene Ontology annotation, biological process: mitochondrion organization. Gene Ontology annotation, cellular component: mitochondrion. Bases 1191 to 2651 code for a protein of 486 amino acids. The transcript is spliced from 15 exons.
GAACCUGACUUGCCAGAGGUCACAGGAGGAAGCCGGGUGGCUGGGGUUCAGUCCCAGCGUGGUGAGCCGGGCAUCCACGUUCUGUCUUGUGCUCUCGGCUCCCCCUCGGUCAGAGUCACUUCUUAAAGGGGCUCCUGUGGUCGGUUCAGCCUUCGGCUCCGUGGCUUCCCAUGCUCACCAGUGCAGCGGGCUGGGGCCCUGGUGCCCUCGUGCUGCCUCAGAGGGGUCCUGGCAGUGUGGCUCCAGGAGGCCCUCCCCCAGCUCGGACUCCGUGUCAAACCGCGGGUCCUUGGGCCCAUGCAGACGCCCAGGCUCCCGCCACGUCUGUCUCACGCGUGGGCUGUGCUCACAGUGGCAGUUGAACUCAAAAAAAACCCCCAAACUCUAAACUGACGUCAUGCGCAGUCGGAGAGCCCUGUACAACCCGAGUCGCCCUCCACGUAUGGCGGCUUCCCAACCGCUCAGAUAGAAACUUACGUCUCCAGCCCAUGGUUGGCUGAAUCCGCGGAGGAGAAACCCAGGGGUACUGAGAACCGACUGUCUACCGAGAAAAACCGCGUGUGCGUGGACCCGCGAAGCUCAGACCCACGGAGUUCAGGGGUCAACCGAGCUGUGCUGGGGGGACCUCCUCAGCCCAGGGGAGCAGGAGUUGGUUUCCUUUCCAGAACCCAGACAUGGACAGGUGUGACCUCCACUGAGCAAGGAGGCAGGUGGACGGUGUCAGAGCACCUGUGUUCGUGCACCCGCGCUGGGAAGAGCCGCCUCCGGGCUCCUGGCUCAUUUCUAGUCUAAUUCUCAUCCACCUUCUUGCCUGCAUGUGCCUGAUGGCAGGUCCGUCACCUGUCGGAGGCUUAAGAGAAAUGUAUGGCCCGUGAGAAGCAAAGGACAUUGGCUGCGGGCUUGCUUUUGGUUUCAUUGGGAAAGGACUGUGCGUUGACCUCAGGGGGCGAGGUCCACCUUUCUGAUGGAACCCUCCGGAAUGUGAUGGCCCCCGGGGGACGAGCCCUCGCAGGGGAGGUGGGGGUGGAGCAGACAUAGGCGACAGUCACUGACCAGGAUGGGGGUGGGCGAGCUGUGGUCUCGCUGACAGCCUCUCGGCAGCAUGGACUCACCUGGCACCCAGGUGUCCUGAGGCCCGGCUCCCGCACUCGUCCGCAGGGCAUGCCAAGGAGGCGCUGAGCCUGGCCCAGAUGCAGGAGCAGACGCUGCAGCUGGAGCAGCAGUCCAAGCUCAAGGAGUACGAAGCCGCCGUGGAGCAGCUGAAGAGCGAGCAGAUCCGCGUGCAGGCUGAGGAGCGCAGGAAGACGCUGAGCGAGGAGACGCGGCAGCACCAGGCCAGGGCCCAGUACCAGGACAAGCUGGCCCGGCAGCGCUACGACGACCAGCUGAGGCAGCAGCAACUUCUCAACGAGGAGAAUCUACGGAAGCAGGAGGAGUCGGUGCAGAAGCAGGAGGCCAUGAGGCGAGCCACCGUGGAGCGGGAGAUGGAGCUGCGGCACAAGAACGAGAUGCUGCGGGUGGAGCGCCGCCAGACCAUCCUGGAGUCCAUCAGGACGGCUGGCACCCUGUUUGGCGAAGGAUUCCGGGGCUUUGUGACCGACUGGGACAAGGUGACCGCCACGGUGGCCGGGCUGACGCUGCUGGCUGUCGGGAUCUACUCCGCCAAGAACGCCACGCUGGUGGCCGGGCGGUACAUCGAGGCGCGGCUGGGGAAGCCGUCCCUGGUGCGGGAGACCUCCCGCAUCUCACUGCUAGAGGCGCUGCGGCACCCCCUGCAGGUCAGCAGGCGGCUGCUCAGCAAGCCUCAGGACGCGCUGGAGGGAGUGGUCCUCAGUCCCAGCCUGGAGGCCCGAGUGCGGGACAUCGCCAUAGCGACGCGGAACACCAAGAAGAACCACAGCCUAUACAGGAACGUGCUGAUGUACGGGCCGCCCGGGACGGGCAAGACGCUGUUUGCCAAGAAACUGGCGCUGCACUCGGGCAUGGACUACGCCAUCAUGACGGGCGGGGACGUGGCCCCCAUGGGGCGGGACGGCGUGACAGCGGUGCACAAGGUCUUUGACUGGGCCAGCACCAGCCGGCGAGGCCUCCUCCUGUUCGUGGACGAAGCGGAUGCCUUCCUCAGGAAGCGAGCCACCGAGAAGAUCAGCGAGGACCUCAGGGCGACCCUGAAUGCCUUCCUGCACCGCACGGGCCAGCACAGCAGCAAGUUCAUGCUGGUCCUGGCCAGCAACCAGCCCGAGCAGUUCGACUGGGCCAUCAAUGACCGCAUCGACGAGAUGGUCAGCUUCGAGCUGCCACAGCGGGAGGAGCGGGAGCGCCUGGUGAGGAUGUAUUUUGACAAGUAUGUUCUUAAGCCAGCCACAGAAGGAAAGCAGCGCUUGAAGCUGGCCCAGUUUGACUACGGGAAGAAGUGCUCCGAGAUCGCACGCCUGACCGAGGGCAUGUCGGGCCGGGAGAUCUCCCAGCUGGCCGUGGCCUGGCAGGCCAUGGCGUAUGCCUCUGAGGACGGGGUCCUCACCGAGGCCAUGAUGGACGCCAGGGUCCAGGACGCCAUCCAGCAGCACCGGCAGAAGAUGCAGUGGGUGAAGGCCGAGCGAGCCAGGCCCUCGGGCAGCCAGCCCCCACUCCCAAGUGCACAGACGGAGUGAGCUGGGCCUGGACCCGGGGACCCUGGGCGCACUGGCUGGGCAGCAUCGAGAGGCAGCGCGAGGUGCCACGUGUCCGGAGGUCGUGGGUGCUGCACAGCCCCGCGCCUCCCCAGGGUGUCCGUCUUCCUCUGGUCAGGCCAGGGCAGCAUUCCAGCCUCUGCUGCGGACAGCUGCGGCUCUGGUGUCUGAUGGGAACCUGCCCUCCACGCAGUGGUUGUGGCUGGAGAGCCUCAGGCUGGGGCCGCGCCUGGGACAUGAGUCUCUGCCAGGCAGGGGGAAGGCAGGUCCCUGGCGCCUGGCUGCUGAGGCUGUGACCUGCAGGGGGCGGAGCCUGACCUUGCCGGGCCCCGCCCAGACCAGAACCUGGCCAGGGCUGAGCGGAGCAGACCCCGUGGUGCCCUGCACACCGCUUUGUGCCCUUGGGUACCUGGUGGAUCUGCACCCGAGACCGGAGACCCCCGACCUGCUGGGGCGCUGCCCCGGCCCAGAUGGCCUGCAGCCCUAACUCCUGGAGCUGGGUGUUUCUGUCAGAAUCUAAUAAAAAACUGACACCU